GUGCGAGCACCAUGGCAAUGGGGAGGGUCAGCAUGCCUGCUGCCGCGCUUGAUUUCUGCUUAAAAGCACCGUUCUUGGAACGUGGCAGUCGACCACAUCAAGUUUUUUUUCCACAGCCUGCAGCACAUCCUUCAUCUCACUACCUCAACUUUCGACAGCUAAUAUAUCUCUAAACCAUGACUGUGCUACUUGAUGUUGCGGACAUCAUGCUCAAGCCAGUGCACUGGCUCGUCUUCUACCCAACGCAGAAGGCGCUCCAGUUUGGCAUAUACCGUGCCAACAAUAUCGGCGCCAAAAAGAAGCACGCCAAAACAUUGGCAAAGGAUCCGCGCUCGUCGCUGGAUAUCUACAACCCGAUUCUGCAGCACUCGGCCACCGAGCUGGCACGCAUGAUUCGCACCGGUGAGGUCACGUCGAGGCAGGUUGUCGCAGCCUAUAUUGAGCGAAUCAAACAGGUCAACCCUCUGGUCAACGGGCUGGUUGCAGACAGAUUUGACAAGGCCAUCGAGGAUGCCGAGGCUGUUGACAAGCUGGUUGCCACUGGUGACUUGUCAGCCUUCGAUUCGCAACCGUUCCUGGGUGUGCCAAUCACCAUCAAGGAGUCCAUUGCUGUCGAAGGACUUCCAAACACAUAUGGCCUUUCCUGGCGUCAGAAGCGAGAGCCUGUGUCCUGUGUCACAUCCAAGCCUGUCCAAAACAUAAUCGAUGCCGGCUUCAUCAUCCUUGGCGUGACCAAUACCCCGACGCUCUCCACGACUGUCGAGAGCGACAACGCCAUUUAUGGCCGCACCCUGAACCCAUACAACUUUUCUCUGACGCCCGGCGGCAGCUCGAGCGGCGAGGGUGCACUUCUUGGAUCCGGUGCUUCACCGGUCGGAAUCGCCACCGAUAUUGGUGGCAGCAUUCCGAUCCCGUCGCUUUUCUGCGGAGUCUUUGGACACCGGCCUACUGCCGGAAUGAUUCCACAUGACCCGACAACGUACCCCGAGCUGCAGUCUGACAACGCCCGAAGCUGCUUCACCAAGGGUGUCAUGUGCCGCUAUGCUGAAGAUAUUGCGCCGACUUUGUCGAUUCUUGCAUCUCAGGAAAUAGGAGAUCCGUCAACAGUUGAUUUCAGCGAGCUCAGCGUUAUUAUUAUGCCAGAGGGACUCGGUAACAGCCUUGUGACUCCUAGAGUCAGCAAAGAGCUGCGCGAUGCAGUUGUCCGCGCUGGAAAAUUCCUUGGCGGCAGCAAGGUCAAGAGAAUCAAGCCAUUUGUUAACCCCCUAACUACCGCCUUCAAAUUCCUGCCAGUUAUCCGCGAUGGUGAGGUACCGGUCCCUGUCACCUUGGCUGGUGAAGAUCAGCCACCAGUCAGUACUUCCCGUGAGGCCCUUCGUAUUUUGGGUGGCAAGUCACAGUAUUCGCCUGGACCGCUCAUGUUCGCCGUUUCAGGGAAGCUGUUGGGCGGCAAAUACGCGGAUGUCACCGAAUACUGGGCCAAACUGAAGCAACAGCUCGAUGAGCUGCUCGGCGAGAACGGUAUUCUUAUUAUGCCGCCGCAGCCUAAGCCGGCACAGCGCCAUGGAUGGAGUCUAACCCACACCGUGUGGGUUGGCUACACUGCCAUUUUCAAUGCCCUUGGCUACCCUGUCACUCACGCCCCAAUGGGCCUGAACAAGAAGGGAAUUCCUAUUGGUGUAAUGGUGGUUGCGCGCAAGAACCAGGAUAUCCGUACCAUUGCAGCAGCGGUGAAGCUCCAAGAAGGUUUUGGCGGCUGGGUGCCGCCUACAAGACUAGGUGUGCCGGUGUAAGCAGCAAGCGUCUGCUUGGGGACGUGCCAUUGUUCGACAAUUCCAUUGUAAAGAUGCUGUAAUCAAUUGGUAUUUAAUGCAGUACUAGCAACCACCUUCAAUAUGCAGCAUGCAGUGUUUGGCCCACAUAGAGGUGAGCCCACAUUCCAAGAGGCUAUACUCCACGUGCCGAUCUGUUUAGCCAUUGGCUGCAAGACGAGACACCAGUGCUGAUCUGGACCUGACCGAUUAGCCGCUGAUUAGCAUCUUUUUAUAGACUAAAAAUGAGCCAGCCGGUCUGAUCCCAAUGAUCACCAUGAUACAUGUUGGCCAGCGAGC
Molecule: messenger RNA, 2111 nt
Organism: Linderina pennispora
Lineage: Eukaryota; Fungi; Kickxellomycota; Kickxellomycetes; Kickxellales; Kickxellaceae
Product: amidase signature enzyme
Exons: 1
Coding region: 177-1793 (538 amino acids)
Source: RefSeq, a predicted model, not a curated record